This is a messenger RNA of Anisakis simplex (herring worm), 1194 nucleotides long. The record is from the annotation of a GenBank genome assembly. NCBI's taxonomy places the organism in Eukaryota, Metazoa, Nematoda, Chromadorea, Rhabditida, Anisakidae.
UUUAUUACAUUGCAGAAGAUCGUGCAUUUUGAUCUGAAGGGUGCUCCACCUAAACUUGAGUAUUACGCUGAAUUAUUUCCGAUGCUGAAACGAUUAAAUGUCGAUGGCGUAUUGAUGGAAUAUGAAGAUAUGUUUCCGUAUUCGGGUGAUAUCGCCAUCUUAAAACGAUCAAUCGCCUAUACGAGAGACCAAAUUGCGUCAAUACUCAGUAUGGCUAAACAAAAUGAUCUCGAAGUAAUUCCAUUGGUUCAAACGUUUGGGCAUAUGGAAUUCGCAUUAAAAUACAAUCGAUUCGCAUAUUUACGAGAAGAUCAAGAACAAAUCGAUACUAUUUGUCCGUCGGAAAGUGGAUCGUGGAUCUUGAUCACCGAAAUGCUCCGCCAAGUUCGUGCUCUCCAUCCAGAAUCAAAACGAAUUCAUAUCGGAUCUGAUGAAGCGUGGCAAAUUGCAAAAGAUCAGCGAUGCCUUGAUCGAUUACGGUCUGAACUUGGAUCUUCAACUGAACGACUAAAACUUUCGCAUAUCUCCAGAACGGCGAAUUUUGCAAAGCAUGAGUUGGGUUUUGAUGAGGUGUUGGCGUGGAACGAUAUGUUCGGUGAAACAAAUGAGCAGUUGUUGUUGCAGUAUAAAUUGGGUGAAUUGUUAACGCCUGUUGUUUGGGGUUAUUCCGUGAAUGUGACACAACCGAAUUACUUUCCUGGUGGAAUGUUCGAAAGAUACUCAAAGGUUUUCGAUCGACUGAUGUUUGCUAGUGCGUUCAAAGGUGCAAAUGGAAAAGAUCAGAAAUUUGCAAAUGCAGAUCGUUAUUUAGCGAAUCAGCUGUCUUAUGUGGAUUUGUAUCGGAUCAAUGAAACGCAUUUGAUUGGGCGUCUGAAAGGAAUCAUCUUAACUGGAUGGCAAAGAUACUCGCAUACGCUACCACUCUGUGAAAUAUUACCGGUUGGAAUCCCAUCGUUAGUUAUGGAUAUUGUUUAUCUGAACAAUACAACAGUAGCAGUUGAUGAAUUGCGUCGAUUAACACGAGAAUUUUUGGACUGCAGAUCUCCAGAACCCGAAUUCGCGCCAAUCAUGUUAGGCACGGAAUCGUACUAUCCGCCAUCUGAUAUAGCAUACACGAAUUGUACAUUCCCUGGCCAUCAGAUCUAUGAUAUUGUAAUCAUUUCAUAUUAUCUAACGAACAUUUACGUUCACUAA